UUAUUUCAUAUUGUCCAAUCAUAUGUCCUGUACCUGAAUUCACUUUGCUCCUUUAUAUUUUGUUGCUCUACUUUUCUCUCUCUCUCUUUUUCUUUCUUUUUCUUCUGUACACAUAUGCAGAACCAACAGAUAGAAGCUCACUUGGACUCAUUGCCUACAUUAAGUCAAGUCUUGGCCAGAAAAAGCCAACCACCUGUAUGUCUUUAUAACUAUUAUAUUGUCUUACGAGAUCGAUUGGCAUUGGAGACAUUACUUGAUUUUUGGCUUGAUGUAGCUCAAGCAGAAAUCCUUUAUAAUCGCUAUCUAAAACACUCAAAAAGAACAAGCCAACCAAAGCAAGCGUUUAGACCUAUAUCUCAAUACACAUCACUCGCUAUCUUGGCUCCUACUGAACCCAGAGUCUCGAUAGCCACCACAGUCAGUACUAAGAAGCCAGUGCCUACGCAUGCUGACCUGGUCGAGGCCAUGGAACGUAUUUAUGCUCGGUACUUGAUACCUCAUGCAGAAAAAGAAAUGGAACAACUUCCUUUCUCGAUCAAACAACCUAUUCAUCAAUACUACCAUCAAUGCGUACAAGACCAUGGUGAUGUGAUUGACAAUCCAAGCUUGAUUUAUGCAGAAGCCAAAGAGUAUGUCUAUCAAUUACUUCAAUCAACAUUUCCUCUCUUUUUGAGAUACAAGGUAUUGAUGAACAUGACAUUGCCUCAACAGAUAGGAAGAGUGGGAGUAGGUCUUUUUGUUUUACUUUUUGGGUUUUCAUUUGAAUUCUCCUUGAUUUUUCUCGAUAUAAGUCCAUGGCACAUACGCUUAUGGGUAAGUUUAUCCUAUCUGGUUGUCCUGACUGAUGCUGGAGUAUAUAGGGUACUAUACCUAUUUUUUGCAGUGUCUAUUGUUUAAUGACAUCGAUGACGGGCAUUGAUCCUGUAUGGUUGCUUGUAUUUCACUUGAGGUAAACUUGCUGUUGUCUUGAUAGGACUAACAUGAUUUUUUUAGUGAAACUGUACCCUUUCAGUUUAAUUUCGUUGUAGACACUCAAGUCAAGAAGAUCUUACAAAAGAGAUCCUUGAUGGUCUUGACACUUAUUUUGU
Gilbertella persicaria is the source of this 1088-nucleotide messenger RNA. RefSeq lists its product as uncharacterized. The record is from RefSeq and is a predicted model, not a curated record. Lineage: Eukaryota; Fungi; Mucoromycota; Mucoromycetes; Mucorales; Choanephoraceae. The transcript has a single exon. Gene Ontology annotation, biological process: intracellular protein localization. Gene Ontology annotation, cellular component: plasma membrane. Bases 115 to 897 code for a protein of 260 amino acids.